This is a messenger RNA of Acaulospora morrowiae, 852 nucleotides long. The record is from the annotation of a GenBank genome assembly. Lineage: Eukaryota; Fungi; Glomeromycota; Glomeromycetes; Diversisporales; Acaulosporaceae.
GUAAUAUACGUCGUAUCUCCGAAUAUGAAUCCUUCUCGGGCGGAUCCGCUUUUACUCGAGGAUGCCAAAAACUCUCUUCUUGAUUCGUAUAGAUCAAUGUUAAACGCGUUUUGGGCCUUAAAAAACGGGAAACCGUAUAUACCAAAAAUGAAAGGAUCCGAAAAACCGUCGAUAUUCGAAAUGAUGAUGAGCUCUGCACGCGAUAUUUCCACCAAGUCGACCGACAAAAGAUCGAAAUCCAUCGCCAUCAAGCCAUCGUCAUUUCGUUCGGAGCAUUGGUCAAAUGUGUUAUCACGUUACUGCGAUUAUCCCGAAACUUUAUCUGCUGAAGAAUUAUAUUAUCAUGAUGACGAUUUUGUCAUAAUUUGGGAUAAAUAUCCAAAAGCCAAAAAACAUCUUCUGGUGAUGCCAAGAAAAAAGAUUGACGGUGUCGGAGAAUUGAAGAGACAGCAUUUGGAGUUGGUCAGAAAUUUGAAAGAAAAAGGACAAUGGGUUGCUGAGAGAUUAAAAGAAAUCGACCCAAAUCUCUCGUUCCGUGUAGGAUUUCAUGCUAUUCCCAGUAUGAGACAGCUUCACAUACACGUGAUUUCUCAAGAUUUCAUCUCUCCCUCGUUGAAGAAUAAGAAGCAUUGGAAUUCAUUUACAACUCCAUUCUUUAAGGAAGUCGAUGAGAUCGAAAAUUUAUUGAACGCAAAAGGUGAAAUCAAGUUUGACAAGAACUAUUAUGAAAGUUUGUUGUCCAUGCCGUUGAGCUGUCACUUGUGUAACGAAGAGGAUAUAAAAAAUAUUCCAACGCUGAAGAGGCAUUUGGAAGAACACUGGAACAGAAAAAUCAAUGGAUUAACCGAAUAA